CAGUGCGUGCGGUGAAGCUCGAGCUUGCGACACCGGCGAAAGAAGUUGAAAAAUCUCGUUUAUCACCGAUCGACUCGAUUCUCCGCCGAUUCUCUUUGCGCAUAAACGGCAAAACUGUGAGUUUGAAAAUCGGCGCUGCUCUUUUAAUUCGCGCCAAUCUCCGACCGCCGUCGGCUCGUGAUGGGAUCAGCUGUUCUGACGCCAUCGGUCGACUGGUGAACGCGAAGCUUUGAGCGCGCUGCCGAUUGCAAAAUCGAGGCUACAAGAUCGGCGCCGGCGCCCUUCUGCCGGGAACCCUUUUCGCUGAUAUGAUAUACCCCUCGAGUCAUCAAGCUCCGACGAUGUCCUCUGCGAGGAAAAUUUCCCCCCGACCUCAGCACCGAUCUGGGAAAUCGGCGCCAACGCCGAACUCACCCUCACCCUCGAAGGGCCGACGGACUCUCGAUCGAAACGGCGGGGCCGAACGCUGCCGCGGAAGAUGCAGGGUUCAGUGGAGCGAGAAGCACGUCAAAGAGGGUCUCGUCCUUGUCCAGGAGUCGCAGCUCGCUCGAGUCGUCAAGACUGGACCGAUUUCCGAACACUACGAAAUCGACCCGAAGCCCUUCGCCAGCGGACAAUGGGCCAAGGUUUACCGAUGCAGAUCACGAUCGACGGGGAUCGUCUACGCGGCAAAAUACUCAUCGAGAAAUCGGUUCAACGCCGAUUGCAGCGCUGAACUUCGACACGAAAUAGCUCUCCUCUCGCUAUGUUCCCAGUCGCCACGCGUCGUCCGACUUCACGACGUCUACGAAACCCCCAAGGAAAUCAUCCUGGUGAUGGAAUUCGCUCCAGGAGGAGAUCUCCAGACUCUGAUAGACGGCGACCUGGUCCCCCUGGAAGGGGACGUGGUCCAUUUCGUUCGACAGCUGGUGGAAGGCCUCGCCUAUCUCCACGAGAGGAACAUCGCUCACCUGGACAUAAAGCCUCAAAAUUUAGUGAUGAUGGGGGCUUUCCCGGAGUGCGACGUGAAGCUGUGCGAUUUUGAGAUUUCGCGAGUUGUGCUGGAAGGAACGGAAGUCAGAGAGAUACUCGGGACGCCGGACUACGUGGCUCCCGAAAUUCUGCACUACGAGCCCAUCACCUUGGCAGCUGACAUGUGGUCCCUUGGAGUGACGACGUACGUUUUACUGACUGGAUUUUCACCCUUCGGAGGAGACACAGACCAGGAAACCUUCCAGAACAUUUCACUCGGUGAAGUUGAUUUUCCAGAGGAAUUAUUCGAGGACGUUUCAUCGCAGGCGAAAGACUUUGUGGCCAGACUCCUCGUGCCAGAUCCUAGAGCACGCAUGAGCGCCAAACAAUGUCUUCGUCACGACUGGCUUCGCGGUGCUCCGACCCAGGCUUCGCCGCACCUUCGAAGGUAUCUGUCAAAGUCACGAGAGGUGCUGCUGGAACGAGUGGUCAGCAGGGAGAACCUGAGGAGAGCGACGCUCCUGAGCCAAGCUAAGAGCCACGCGAAUUUGUCGGAGGGAAACUGCGAGGGGAUCCAAGGACUCGGAGGGAAUUUGAGCCAAAGCGAGAUGUGCCUGCAGAGCUACGGUAUGACCGGAAGUCAAAUCAGCCUCCCAGGAAGCGAGGACGGCGUCAUGAGUCCGUCGGACUCGCAAGUCAGCCUCGAGUCGACGUAUCAAAACGCCGGGUUUGCGCUGAGUCAAAGCUGCCUGCUGAACAAAGAGCAGACUCAAGGCCUGCUGAGUCAGGCGCAGAGCAAAUCUCACGCUAACUUGAGCCAUGGACCAAGCAGAGGUAUCCUUUCGAGGACGAGAAACUUGAGCGAGACUCAGUCCCAGUUCUGCCUGUUGAACAUGGCGAAGAACAUUCCUCGGCACGUGAUGAAUCCGCUCUUCAGCAGGUCACGGGAUAAGCUUUAUGGCCUGAAAAGCCUCUCCAAGUCCCAAGGAGUCCUGGAUAUUUACAGGAGCCUCGAGUGCCUCAAGACCAGGAAGAACCAAAGGGCACGAACCGAGGACAUGCUGCCUGUGUUCAAACAACUGAGUGCUGAAAUCGCGGCAUCGAAUGCCUCCCUCGGCUCUGCAGAUUGGAGUCUGGAUUCAGGACACACUUCGGAUUCGCUCUACCAAGCUGAUGGAGACGAGGUGAAAACAGCCCGGACACAGAACGACGGUAAUGUGGACUUUGGAGCCAGUGAAGACCCAGGGAAAACCAAAUCCAGUCAUCUUAACGGACAAAGUUCGAAUGACGCCGUGUCACUGGAAGAUGACAAGCUGCGAGUUGAACAUUCCGUGGGCAAUGGAAGGGUUUGCUCUACCCAGAAGCCAGGAAGUGGUUACGGAAAAUCCCUGACCAUUGAGUCAUUAGUUGGUACCACCAAAAACCCUUCGUACGAUUCUGAGGGUAAUCUGGACUCAUUGCAGUCGGUGGAGUCUAUCGAGUCAGUUGAGUCUGACACACUGACCGAAGACUCGGACGAAACCCCGAACAGAUUGUCAGUCAAACAGCCCAGCAAGCGGCAGAAUUCGGACAUAUCGAGUCACUCGAACAACUCCGGUAACUCUGAUGAAAAGGACGAUCACUCGGAGUCGGAGAACGACGAACCGAAGUACACGGUUGCUCAGUUGGUUUCGGCGUUCAACAAGCACCAGGAGGUCGCCUCGAAGACGAGCUUGGAGGCGAUUAUGACCGAGAAGAGGAUAAACGAGGUCAAUUUUCCCACCGGACCGAAGGCUCUCAGGCUUUUCAUACCGGAUAUUAACAUCACGGAGAGCACGAUAGUCAGGAGAAAGACUAGCUAUAAGCCCAGGAAGAACUGGGAGGAACUGAGGAAAAUGAACGAGAGAAACGAGGGGGUGACGAAGAGAAAUUUCGACGACUCCGGGAACGAAGACGAGGACGACGAUGAGGACAAACCUGCAGCUUCGGAUCACACGUCAACGGUGGAUAACGGAAGUGUUCACGUUUCUGAAAGUUCCGUAAACGUUAGCUCCGAUACACAACGAUCGGAUGACAGUCCGGUGAGCGUGGUAAAUUGUGAGGGUUCGAAUGCAGUGGAUCCAGUUAAAAUUGUGAUAGAAAUUGGUAGCAUCGAAGACGCUGUGACGUCUCUGGAAGAUCGUGAAAACGUGAAAAUCGACGAGAAGUACAAGCAGUGCGUUGACGGUGUUGCCAUGCUCGGAAAAGCAGCGGAUCAUCAUAUCUCGGGUGGAAAAGUGGCGAAAGAGAGACCGGCAAAACCUGAAACAGCGAACCAGAAUCGCGUGGCAAAAAAGAGCCAUAAUGAAAGAGUGGCGAACUACAUCUUCGCGGAUGUUGCGACCUGCAAGAAGGAGGACAAGAUCGAACCUCCGAACCGGGUGAUGAAGACCUCGAGAAAGGAGGACGCGAGGCCGACACCGAAGGUGGACAACACCGUAAACCUUAAGGACAUCCUGCAGAGAGUGGACAACUCUCAAACAUCGCCGAAAGAGAAUCUAGAGAAUUUGCGUAAGAGAACUUCGAUAGCCAAGAUCAUACUGAACGACAACCUGACUCUAGACGAGGACGCCAACAACAACGGGGGCGGCAGUCCGUCCAUACAGAGGGCGAAGAGCGAGCCGCCGCUGAUCCUGACACAGGAUAACAGGAAGAUGCAGCUCGAUAUUCCCCCGUCUUUCGUCAGGUCAGCAUCCCUCUCGAGUGAGAGCAGCUGCCUGACUCCAUCGAGUGUCCAGUCGGACAUCGGGAUGUCCUGGGAGGAUGUCCGCGUUAAUAAGGGCCAAAUUCAAAGUCCAACUGCAGGCUGUGGAUCCAUGGUUCUGGAGAAUAAGAACCUGCAGCGGCGAAUCCCUGGGUGGGAGAUAUCGGGCGUAGACGGGUCCCAUAAAGGGCAGCUGCUCCAGAGCUGCAACGACGCCAAGAAGGGGGGAUCGACUGUCAGCUUGGAGGAGAAAAAGAUCUGGGGCAAAGUGUGCACGGGUUCUUACACCCGGGCUAUGGAGAAAUUCAACGGUAAAAAUCCCCCAGAAACGGGUAAAAAAUCGUCGCCAAACUCGCUGGCAGCGUCGCACGAUCAGGCGGAAAAAACUAGGAGAAAAAGCAGCCCCGCCAUGCCGCAGUUCGUCAAUCCCUGAUGCAGAUAUUAGCAUGUAGACACGUGAUCAAUGUUACCAUGAAGCCAUAUGGCGCCGAUCGUUUCGCGGAGCAGAUAGAUUAUAGCGAGACACACCUCGCAGUUCAGGUUUCCAUAGUUAAGCCUUCGGACCACAUAGACUGAAAAAAAAACUCCAACACCGACUAGAGAGAUGUGCGUACCUAUAAGUAUAUGCUUAACAAGGGCACGUCCCGAGAAUGUCGCUGCAGUUGCUCACGUCGAUCUUCCGACGACCUCAGCACUUUAUACCAAUUAGCAUCGGCUAAACCGAGCUUUGUGUUUACUUGUAUGGCGCGAUCAAUCGUUACACUAGAGUUUAAAUUACGCAAGGCUCGAUUCUUGAGCCCGUUUCAAUAUACCCAUUUGAAGUGAAAACGACGAUUUGCGAUCGAAAAGAGAGGGAAAAACAUGUUACUAAACAGGUUCUUUUUUCAAUCGUUCAAAGUGAAUCAUAUCCAUUUUGGCACAAAUUACUCAACUACCCGCACAGUAUGAGCGAUUUACUUAAAGGUCGUUCUGCAACGUGGAGAGAUAUUUACCGAACAAGUAUUUAGCGUGAAGUAGCAUUGAUCAGCUGCGAACUAGAUUAAAAAUAUGUAAAAAUAAAUUCAUCAGACAUAAUUGACCAAGGAAAUUCAAAUUUCUUUUCUUUCAUUUCAUUUUCAUUUCUUGGGUAUAUAUACGAAACGGAAUACAUAAUAUCAUAUUCUCUGCAUAUAGUAUGUACUGUAGAUCGAUGAAGCAGGUAUUCAUUACGUUUUCGUAACGAUUAUACAUACAUUAAUUUUUUUAUAAUAUUUUGCGAGGGGUUAAUCGCUGAUGACCUCAUUCUUAUAAUACAUUGCCACAGGAAUUCAGAAGAGAUGUUUUUCACGAGAUGCAGACGGCUUUGAAGAUUAAAGUAAAUAUGGUUAGACAGUUAUCGCUUUAGAAUUGGAGAGUAGUUGACCCCUCGUUUGGACAUUUUUUUAUGAUUGCAGUUUUAUAUUUAAAAUAGAUAUAAAUAUAGUAACGACUCAUUAUUCUAUCGGAAAUAAUAUGAUGUACCAGAUAGCUAUAAGUAAUCUACGAUUAGCACUAUAAGUUGCAAUACAGUCUAAAUUUGAUUAGCGAGAAGUACAUCUUGCCUAAUUCUAUUGUUUCUCUGGCAAAUACAUAAAUAUUACGGAUCACAGCGGAGCCCUAAAUCAUCUUAUAGCAGAUCGCAUUCGUAUCUUGAGUGUAAAUUGAUCAUAGCUAGGAGUUGUGGGUGAAUGCGAAACAAGCUAAAAGACCAUUUACUGGAUGCUGUGAACCUUUUCCUAUAAAUCUGAUCGUUUUCGGAAAUAGAAAAUUAUGUAACUCAUGCAGAGGGAAAACUAAUGUAAAAGAUGUACGAUCGUUGAAUAAACUUUACCUCUCGUAUAUCAAUAAAAAUGAUUAAAC
Molecule: messenger RNA, 5551 nt
Organism: Diprion similis
Lineage: Eukaryota; Metazoa; Arthropoda; Insecta; Hymenoptera; Diprionidae
Exons: 7
Coding region: 309-4106 (1265 amino acids)
Biological process (GO): protein phosphorylation; positive regulation of apoptotic process; intracellular signal transduction
Cellular component (GO): nucleus
Molecular function (GO): protein serine/threonine kinase activity; ATP binding
Source: RefSeq, a predicted model, not a curated record